Tupaia belangeri chinensis (Chinese tree shrew) is the source of this 4846-nucleotide messenger RNA. RefSeq names its product MIA SH3 domain ER export factor 2 (gene MIA2). The coding region runs from base 247 to 4458 and encodes 1403 amino acids. Gene Ontology annotation, molecular function: protein binding. The record is from RefSeq and is a predicted model, not a curated record. Gene Ontology annotation, biological process: protein secretion; vesicle cargo loading; endoplasmic reticulum to Golgi vesicle-mediated transport. The transcript is spliced from 31 exons. Gene Ontology annotation, cellular component: endoplasmic reticulum membrane; endoplasmic reticulum exit site. Lineage: Eukaryota; Metazoa; Chordata; Mammalia; Scandentia; Tupaiidae.
UUCUAAUCCCUUCUAGUCCAGGAGGAAUCGGGGAGAGGAGGCGGCACUCAGAAGAUUGAGAACAGUGUUUCUCCCUCAAGUUAAGCCCACACAUCGAUAGAAAAUGUGACUGUGAAGUGAUUGAAAAAUCCUACGAUCUUUUUACUUACAAUGAAGAGAGAGGGCAUCUCCUGCUUGGACUGGCAUACCUACCACUGAAACAGUUGGCUUAAACCUUGUUUGGAAUUCCUGGUUGCUUGUUGUAGCAUGGCGGAGUUUGCAGUUCACAGAAUCCUUCUUCUGGUUAUUUAUCUGACAAAGUGUCUAGAGGGUACAAAACUGCUGGCAGACCUUAAAAAAUGUGGCGACGUGGAAUGUGAAACUUUAAUAAGCAGAGUCUCAGCCACGAGAGAUUACAGAGGACCUGAUUGCCGAUACCUGAACUUCACUAAGGGAGAAGAGAUAUCUGUGUAUAUAAAACUUGCAGGAGAAAGGGAAGAUUUGUGGGCAGGAAGUAAAGGAAAGGACUUUGGAUAUUUUCCCAGAGAUGCAGUCCAGAUUGAAGAGGUGUUCAUAACUGAGGAAGUUCAAAUAUCAACUAAAGAAUCUGACUUUCUUUGUCUUCUUGGAGUAAGCUACACAUUUGAAAAUGAAGACAGUGAGUUAAACAGUGAUAAUGGUGAACAUAUAUAUCCAUAUGAAGAAGAUAGAGACCAAAAAUCUAAUUUUCAAAUAGAAUCUGGAUUUUAUAAAAUUUCUGAAAGUACUUUGUUUGAAGACCAAUUUCCAGCAUUAGAAAUCUUGGAAGAUGUCGGAAGCACCAGUGAAUCAAAAGACUGGGAAGAAACAGAAGCUGAAAAUGUGGAACAGGAGCAUGUGUCAGAAGAACAUCAUGUCCCACCAUCCUCAAAUGCGCCUGAAGUAAAAGGAUGGUUUGGAUUAGGACAAAAACAAGUUGAAGAGAAGGAUUUUGAAUCAAUUAUCGAGCCUGUACAGGAGAGCUCAUUUCAAAGUACAAAAAUAGCAGUGGAAGAUCAGAAUCACAUAGAGGAAUUAAAUAAUGGUGAACUCCAAACAGAACCUGAAUCAGAAUUUGAUUCAUUGCCAGUGAAACAUUCUGAAGUAGCAUCAGAGCAAAUUCUCAAGUCUCAAGACACUGGUUGGUUUGGUGGUGGAUUUACAAGUUAUUUAGGUUUUGUAGAUGAGGAUACGGGACUUGAAUUAUUGUCCAAAGAAAACAAUCCAUCACUACAAGAUGAUCCCAACUCCAUAUCACCUGAUGAAGAAGCCACAGUUCCAUGUGCAGAAGUAUUAACGGAAAAUGAAGACACAGUUGCUAAAAAUAGCUCAAUUCUCAGUCCAAGUUGGUUCGAUUUUGGUUUUGGUAUGUUAGGCUUUGCAUAUGCCAAUGAAGAUAAAACUACAUCAGGUGAUGGAGAAAAUGAAGAUAAUGGAGGAGAUAAACAUGAACCUUCUCCAGUCAGUGAAUUUGAACCUGAUAAGAAAAAAGAAAUAAAAAUUAUGGACACAGAAGACCAAAUAGACAAGAAGAAUGAUUUAGAGAAAACAGAUGAUUCUGAUAUGUUACCAUAUUUUAAAAAAUUCUUGUAUAAUUUCGACAACCCUUGGAGCUCCCAGAACAUUCCAAAGGAAACAGAAUUGCCAUUUCCCAAACAAAUUCUGGAUCAAAAUAAUGUAGCUGAAAAUGAUGAAACAGAAGACUUUUCAGAUGAAAAUGAUCUCAUAGAUGAUAUGAAAGUCUUGACAUUGAAAAGUGGAUACAGUCAAUCAGAUAUGGUCUCUAAUGUAGAGGUACCUAUGAGAGUUCAUGACGAAGUGCACUUCAAAACUCUAUCUUCAAAUGAUAAUGAUGAAAAAUCAAAACCAUUAGUAGACACUGAAGGGUCUGCACAGGUGAAAAUAGACAGAUCUGUGGGAAAUACCCUGAUAAAUAGUCAGAUGGAUUCAACUGAUAAUUCUUUGUCUUCUCCAAAUUAUAUUGAUCAAAAAGAAGAUUCUUCUGAAUUUCAGAUUUUGAAAUAUUUAUUUCAAAUUGACGUUUAUGAUUUCAUGAAUUCUGCAUUGUCAUCAAUUGCAAUUCUUACAGAAUGGGUUGUGGCAGCAUUGCCUGAAGAUAUGAGACCAGGUCCUAGUCCCUAUGGUUUUCCAUGGGAAUUGGCGAUGUGUGUGGCUAUUGUUGGAUUUCUUGCUGUUCUUUUAUUUUUGUGGAGAAGUUUUCGAUCGGUUAGAAGCCGGCUUUAUGUAGGAAGAGAGAGAAAGCUUGCUGUAGAGCUUUCUGGACUAAUUGAAGAAAAAUGUAAGCUACUUGAAAAAUUUAGCCUUAUUCAAAAAGAGUAUGAAGGCUUAGAGUCAUCUUUAAAGGAUCCCAGCUUUGAGAAGGAGUUAACAGAAGCACAAAGUUUGGAGUUUGUUGAAGGAUCACAACUAUCAGAGGCAACCUGUGAAGAACUGAACAGGUCCAAAUCUAAACUUGAGGAUGAAAUACUCUUUCUAGAAAAAGAGUUAGAAGAAGAGAAAUCUAAACAUUCUAAACAAGAUGAAUUGAUGGCAGAUAUUUCAAAAAAAAUACAGUCCCUGGAAGAUGAAUCAAAAUCCCUCAAAGCACAAGUAGCUGAAGCCAAAACAACCUUCAAAAUAUUUCAAAUGAAUGAAGAACGACUCAAAGUAGCAAUAAAAGAUGCUUUGGAUGAAAAUUCUCAACUUCAGGAAAGCCAGAAACAGCUUUUACAAGAAGCUGAAGUAUGGAAAGAACAAAUAAGUGAACUUAAUAAACAGAAAAUAACAUUUGAAGAUUCCAAAGUACAUGCAGAACAAAUUUUAAAUGAUAAAGAAAAUCAUAUUAAGUCUUUGACUGAACGCCUGGUGAAUAUGAAAGAUUGGGUUGCAGUUCUUGGAGAAGAAAUAACGGAUGAUGAUAACUUGGAACUGGAUCUGAAGAGUGAAUCAGAAAAUGGUGCUCACUUAGAUAAUCAGCCAAAAGGAGCCUUGAAGAAACUGAUUCAUGCUGCUAAGUUAAAUGCGUCUUUAAAAACUCUAGAAGGAGAAAGAAAUCAAAUUUACACUCAGUUAUCUGAAGUAGAUAAAAUAAAGGAAGAUCUUACAGAACAUAUUAAAAAUCUCCAGACUGAACAAGCAUCUUUACAGUCAGAAAAUACACAGUUUGAAACUGAGAAUCAGAAGCUUCAGCAGAAACUUAAAGUAAUGACUGAAUUAUAUCAAGAAAAUGAAAUGAAAAUACACAGGAAAUUAGCAGUAGAGGAAAAUUACCGCUUAGAGAAAGAAGAGAAACUUUCCAAAGUAGAUGAAAAGAUCAGCCAUGCAGCUGAAGAGCUGGAGACUUACAGAAAGCGAGCCAAAGAUCUUGAAGAAGAAUUGGAGAGAACUAUUCAUUCUUAUCAAGGGCAGAUUAUGUCCCAUGAGAAAAAAGCACAUGAUAAUUGGUUGGCAGCUCGAACUGCUGAGAGAAAUCUCAAUGAUUUAAGGAAAGAAAAUGCUCACAACAGGCAAAAAUUAACUGAAACAGAGUUAAAAUUUGAACUUUUAGAAAAAGAUCCUUAUGCACUUGAUGUUCCAAAUACAACAUUUGGCAGAGAGCAUUCCCCAUAUGGUCCCUCACCAUUGGGUCGGCCUUCAUCUGAAACGAGAGCUUUUCUCUCUCCUCCAACUUUGUUGGAGGGUCCACUCAGACUCUCACCUUUGCUUCCAGGGGGAGGAGGAAGAGGUUCAAGAGGCCCAGGGAAUCCUCUGGACCAUCAGAUUACCAAUGAAAGAGACUUGACCUCUGAUAGGUUAACUGAUCCUCACAGAGCACCUUCUGACACUGGGUCCCUGUCACCUCCUUGGGAACAGGACCGUAGGAUGAUGAUGACUUCAUCAGGCCAGCCAUAUACUGAUCCAGCUCUUCCUCCACAAAGACAAGACAGAUUUUAUUCUAAUUCUGGUAGACUGUCUGGACCAGCAGAACUCAGGAGUUUUAAUAUGCCACCUUUGGAUAAAGUGGAUGGGCCAGUGUCUUCAGAAAUGGAAUCCAGUAGAAAUGAUACCAAAGAUGAUCUCGGUAAUUUAAAUGUGCCUGACUCAUCUCUCCCUGCCGAAAGUGAAGCGACUGGCCCUGCCUUUGUGCCUCCGCCUUUCCCUCCGAUCAGAGGGCCUAUGUUUCCCAUGGAUUCUAGGGGCCCAUUCAUAAGAAGAGGACCUCCUUUUCCUCCGCCUCCUCCAGGAGGCAUGUAUGGAGCAUCUCGAGAUUAUUUUCCACCAAGGGAUUUCCCUGUCCCACCACCUCCAUUUGCAAUGAGAAAUGUCUAUUCUCCAAGGGGUUUUCCUCCUUAUCUUCCCCCAAGAGCUGGAUUUUUCCCCCCACCCCCACAUUCUGAAAGUAGAAGCGAGUUUCCUUCAGGGUUGAUUCCGCCUUCAAAUGAGCCUGCUACUGAACGUCCAGAACCACAGCAAGAAACCUGACAAUGUUUUCGGUCUUCCUUCAAAAAGAAUUUUGACAUCUCUCUCAUUUUCAGUUUUAAGUAACUACUGUUACUUAAGUGAUCAUACUUUUGCUCAAAUUGAAGCUUAAUGGAAUUAUAAUUCUCAGGAUAGUAUUUUGUAAAUAAAGAUGAUUUAAAUAUGAAUCUUAUGAGUAAAUUAUUUCCAUUUUAUUUUAGGUAGUAUAAUUAUUUUAACUUGAUCAACUAGUCUAUUACAUAAACAAUAAUGGGAAUUUUAUAUAUAUUAUCUUGCAGUCGGGGAUGUUUUAAACUCCAAAGGCUUGUCUUUAUGCCAAGAACUGUAUGUACUAUGGUUGUAGACAAAUGUGAAAGUAACUUCAUGCUUAAUUAAAUACAUUUUAAUUGAU